Messenger RNA from Diachasma alloeum, 4174 nucleotides. RefSeq names its product putative elongator complex protein 1 (gene Elp1). Lineage: Eukaryota; Metazoa; Arthropoda; Insecta; Hymenoptera; Braconidae. The record is from RefSeq and is a predicted model, not a curated record. The transcript is spliced from 5 exons. Gene Ontology annotation, cellular component: elongator holoenzyme complex; cytosol. The coding region runs from base 167 to 4132 and encodes 1321 amino acids. Gene Ontology annotation, molecular function: tRNA binding. Gene Ontology annotation, biological process: tRNA wobble base 5-methoxycarbonylmethyl-2-thiouridinylation.
UAUCGACGUGUGUUUUUGGAGUGGCCACGUGUUUGUAACCUAUCGUAGGAGUGUUUUGGAGCCAAAUUCACCUGUCACUUUCAAUUUUCGUUGAAAAACUAAUGAAGAAUUCUUCCUCGUUUUCCUGAUUCCCCUUUUCCUUUUUUUUCAUCCAAGAGACUGUAAAAUGAGGAAUCUAGUUGUUCUGUAUCACAGCAUCAGAGGCUUGAGGGAGGCAGAGGCUGGAUGUCCAGAACUCCUGGAGGCUCUCGAUAAACAAUUCAUCUGCAACAAUGACCCUGACAGUGACACUAUCUUCGUACUCGAGGGGAAUCACCUCUUUGUCAUCAGUUGCAAACAAAAAAUUGAAAUUGCGAUUGAAAAAAACAUUGAUGUCCAGUGCGACUCCAGACCGGUUGGAGUGGAGUACUGGAGUGACAAUGGAGUCUUGUACUGUGCCUACUCGUCAGGGGAAUUCGUCAAAGUCACCCCAGAGUGGCCAUUCGAUCAGGAAGUCGUCGCGAAUAUCGAAGAGGGAAUUAAAUGCAUUAAAUUGAGCCCAGACCAGGAAAUACUCGUCUUGGUGACUGGGAGUGACAAUGUCACGACUAUGAUGUCCAAUCUCCAAGUGUUAUCCAAGGUAAAUUUGACCAACGACCAAUUCGGAGAGAAACAAUUCAUCACAGCUGGAUGGGGAGCCAAGGAGACCCAGUUCCAUGGCACCGAGGGUAAAGCAGCAGCGAAAGCAAAGCCAGUAAUAAUAGGUAAAACUGAGAAUGACACUGGUGCGGUCUCAGUAACGUGGCGUGGUGACGGUACCCUAUUCGCUGUGACUUUUCUGAAUCAGUCAGACAAUGCGAGGCACUUCAAAGUGUUCAACCGUGAGGGUGUACUCCAGUGGACGAGCGAAUUGACGAGUGGCUUAGAAGAGAACCUGUCAUGGAAGCCAUCUGGUAAUUUACUGGCAUCCACACAAAGACUUCCCAACAAACACGUCACAGCGCUUUUCGAGAAAAAUGGUCUCAAGCAUCGAGAGUUCUCUCUUCCAUUCCUGCCCAACGAGAUUCACGUGAAGAAAAUCACGUGGUCACCAGACUCGGAGAUUUUGACCAUCUGGGGACAGAAGUACGAUCAGAAGGAGACAUUUCUGCAGCUGUGGACUGAAAAUAAUUACCACUGGUACCUGAAGCAGACAAUUCCUUUCAAGGAGGAGAACCCUUUGGUAUUCUUCACCUGGAGCACAAUUCCUCGGGCUAAAAAACGUCUCAUUGUCCUGACGAGGGACAACUUUAUGGUUUACACAUUCAGAUGGUCAAUCGAUCGCACUCGUGGACUUUCUGAUGAUGAUAAAGCUGUCGUGGGUGUUGCUGACGGUGAUAAAGUCCUCCUGACUGCUUUCAAAGUGGGCAUCGUGCCACCCCCCAUGUCACAUUACUCACUUCAGAUUAGUGGAACUACUAAUGGCUGUUUUUUCGCACCACUUUGUUGCAAAGAUACUCUCCACUGGCUUGAUUCCAAUUGUCUAUUCGUACACGUGGAGAAUAAUCAAUUGGCACUGUAUGUGCAUCAAGAGGAGGGCUUGUUGGGGUACAGGCAUGCCAAGACGUUUGACUUGGAGUGGCAGGUUCCGAGGAUUGUGGACAAGAGUUUGGGAUAUACUAUGCAUCAUUUUGUGUGGUUGAAGGGCGAUCUAAUUUUAUGCUCUGCUGCUGUCGAAGGACGAAGUUACCUUUGCGUCGUUCAGAUGGAGGAACUGGAUGUGGAGAGAGGGACUGGAAGACUCGUUGUCAGUGAUGCUUUGAUGAUGGACGGCUAUAUACAUCAUAUCGUCCCCACAACCGAUCCAAACGAAGCAUAUCUGAUCUUGGACAGUGGUGUGUUGAAAUACACCCACGGUGAGGGUAUCACACCAACUGAAAUAAUUUUACCAGAACUGUGUGACCACGUCGAGGCCGUUAGGAUCGGUAUGCGACACGUACUUGUCGCACUUGGUAGCAGAAACAGUCUCUUCCUUGACGGCGCAGAAGUCGCUAAUAACGUUACCAGCAUUUGCGUUCAUUCGGAAUUUCUUCUGCUGACAACUCUGCAGCACACAUUGGUAACGGUCAAGAUGAAUGAGCUUGGCUUUUCGAAAUUUUCGACAUCGACGUUGUCGAUUAAAUCAUGGGGGACUGAUAUUGACGACAGCACAGGAUUAAGUUUAAGAAGAAUGGAACGAGGUGGGAGUCUAGUGAACGCGAUGCGUAAGGACGACAGGGCAAUUCUCCAGAUGCCCAGAGGAAACCUCGAGACCGUUCAGCCCCGUUCCAUGUCCCUCCACAUAAUCAAAACCCAUCUGGUUUCCCUCAACUACUUCACCGUCUUCGACAUAAUGAGAAAACAACGAAUAAAUCUGAAUCUGAUCCACGACCACAACCCUCGAGUGUUCAUGUCCACCGCCGAGAAGUUCAUAGACGACAUUAAAAACCCCUGCUGGCUGAAUUACUUCAUCUCCGAGUUGGUCGAGGAAGACGUAACCGACACGAUUUACCGAAAUUGUUACACGAAAGAGGAGAAUGCAGCUAGGAGAGACGAGUUCGAGAAGCCAGACGGUCGUAAAGUGGAGAGAAUCUGUCAGCAUCUGCGACAGAUUAUGGAGAAGAAAGCGGACAAGAGAAAUCUAGUGCAGCCGAUCCUCACGUGCCUAGUGAAGAACAAGCAAGUAUCAGGGCUGGAGGCAGCUCUCCAGAAAGUGAAAGAAUUCAAAUCAAAGGAGGGCACGAAAGAGGGUCGUCAGCAGUCAGCAGACGAGGCUCUGAAGUACCUCCAGUACCUGGUGGACAUCAACGUUCUCUACGACAUAGCCCUGGGUAUGUACGACCUCGAUCUGGCCAAAUUCGUGGCUUCAAAGUCCCAGAAGGACCCAAAAGAGUACAUCCCCUACCUAAACAACCUCGCUGAACUGGAGGAGCACUACCGAAAAUUCAAGAUCAAUAAGGACCUGAAGAGAUACGAAGCAGCCCUGGAGCACAUAGCCCACCGUCUGGACAAAUUCGACGAGUGUGUUGACUUGAUAGUGAACCACAAUCUCUUCGUGAAAGCUGUGAAGAUAUUCCCGAGGGACACAUACGAGUACAGAAAAGUGACGGGAAUAGCUGGUGAAUACUUUUGGAGGAACAAAAAGUAUCGCGAGGCUGCGUUGAUGUACCAUCGCAGUGGCAACCUGGAGCGUGCCUUUGAGUUUUACAAAAUAUCCGGCAGUUGGCAGGAUGCCAUUAUCAUUACCACUGAGAUGGAUUUGAAUCCUGGUGAGAAGAACAAAAUGUAUAAGAUUCUUGUGCGUCAGAUGAUUGAGGACAGACGAUUUCGUGAUGCUGCGGAAAUAUCAUUGGCGUACCUCAAAUCCGAGGAGGAUGCUGUUUCGUUGAUGUGUAGAGGUAAAGAGUGGAGGGAGGCAUCGAGAAUAGCGCAUACGUAUGGCAGAUUGGACUUAAUUGAGACGGAGGUGAAGCCAGGGGUGGAGGAGCACGCUGCAUGGCUGCUGUCCAAGAUAUCGGAGAAUAGGGAAGAGUUUUUGAAGUACAAAAAACGAUUGCUAAUUGUGAGGAGUGAAAUUGCCAGGAGGGAGGCCGAAGAGGCUUUCGCUGAGGAGGAGGACGGCGCUGGGGGGGAGAUCAGUGAUUUACUGAGUGACACCAGCAGCCUCGCUGGGUCCAACACCAGCCUCAGUUCUGGAAGCUCGAGGAGCUCGGGAAGGAGCUACAGGUCGAGUAAAAAUCGGAGAAAGCAGGAGAAGAAGGUGCUGAGCAUCAAAGAAGGGAGUGUAUACGAAGAUCUGGCACUCGUUCGUGCCCUCCAUACUAUCAUUUCUGAUACUUAUGAACAGAGGGAGGAGGUCGUCGCUGUGAACCGAGUUUUACUCAAUUUGUAUCUUGAUGAAAUGGCUGAGAAACUGCAGCAUGCACUUGUUGAUAUGAUUGAGGUCAUCGAGAAAAAUAGGGACGAGAUCUGGCCGAGACGUGACAAUGAGGAGGUGGAGAGCAGGGUCAAUGGGCACCGGAGGAUGAACCCCCAGAAACUACUCGAAUCCAAAUUCACGUAUGCACCUGAAGUCUCUUCUGUCAAUUGGAAACUAGAUGUUUUUUCACCAGUUAAACGCACACCUAAAUUGUAAAUAUCGAUGAGUAUGGCUAAUAAAUAUUCUUUUUUAGACUUA